AUGGCUUUCCAACAGCCGAAUCUUCAACAAAUCUUCUCUUCCGUCGACAAAGACCGGUCAGUUUUCCGUCUUCUCGUCCCUUGUCUAUCUAUUGAUUUUCCCCUGCAGAUCCGGCCAAAUCAGUGCGGAUGAGCUGCAGCGCGCUCUUUCUAACGGAACGUGGAAUCCGUUCAACCCGGAAACGUGCCGUCUCAUGAUCGGAAUGUUCGAUUCGAACGGAGACGGAGCCAUAAAUUUCAGCGAGUUUCAGGUUUAUAGGGCACAGCAAUCUAAACUUUACCUGUAAUCUAAAAUUUCUACAUGUAGAUUGCAAAUUUUUCUAAUUAAACUGCAAUUGUCUAGAUUGUAGCAAUAUUUUCUGUGUAACUAGACUUUGUUUAGAUUCGUAAUUCAUCUAAUUAGAUUUAAAAAUAACCUUUUUUCAAAUUGCACUACUUUUUUGUCUAAUUAGACUGAAAUCGAGUUACCAGAGUAAUCGGAAUACCUUGUUUUCAGGCUCUGUGGAGAUACAUUAACGACUGGACGAACUGCUUCCGCGGAUUCGACACCGACGGAUCUGGAAACAUCGACAAGACGGAGCUGACGAACGCGCUCACCCAGUUCGGUGAGUCAACCGUGUUUUCCCUCUUUUUUUGAUUGCCUUCUUGUUUAAAGGAUACCGACUCUCCGGCCAGUUCUACACGAUACUUAUGCACAAAUUCGACCGCAGUCACAGCAAUCGCAUCAACUUCGACGACUUCAUCCAACUGUGCGUCGUCCUUCAAACGCUCACUGCCGCUUUCAGGUAAAUUUAAUCGGAACGAUUAUAUGGAUAAACUGAAUUCUCGAUUUCAGAGAUGUCGACACAGACCGCGACGGAGUGAUUACGAUCGGAUACGAGCAGUUCCUGACAAUGGUGUUUUCCUUGAAAAUGUGAUUAUUGAGAGCUAGGCAAUCGGACUGAUCCCUCUUUUCGCCCUAACCCCUAGAGCCUACCACCCCUUCUCUUCAUCUCUCUGGUUUUUCAUUUUUUCAUUUUUCAGGUAG
This is a messenger RNA of Caenorhabditis sp. 36 PRJEB53466, 1026 nucleotides long. NCBI's taxonomy places the organism in Eukaryota, Metazoa, Nematoda, Chromadorea, Rhabditida, Rhabditidae. The record is from the annotation of a GenBank genome assembly.